GAGUUGGGCUGGGUAUUAAGCUGUACUGCAAGGCUCGCUUUUAAACUCGGCUCGCCGCUUCCCCUUCUUCAGAGGCGGCGGACGGGAAGCUUGAGCCUUACGACUGUUGCCCUGAAGAUUGACGUGCCGUCGUCAAGAUGUUGCUGACGGAAAGUAUUAUUCUGAUAUUGUCGCUGCGGACUCUGAGUUCAGCUUUUUCAAUAAAGGAACCUAAAGAAACAAAACAGGCAUGGGGGUAUGUUCCUGUCAGAAGCAAUGCAAGCAUGUUUUGGUGGUUGUACUAUGCAGACAGUCCCACUCAGAAUUUCACACAACUUCCUCUUAUCUUAUGGCUGCAGGGAGGCCCAGGAGCUUCAAGUUGCGGGUAUGGAAAUUUUGAAGAGAUUGGCCCUCUAGAUGCUGAUCUAAAACCAAGAAAUACAACUUGGCUGCAGGCAGCAAGUCUUCUCUUUGUUGACAAUCCUGUUGGCACCGGAUACAGUUACGUUAAUGACACCCUUGCCUACGCCACUAAUCUCAGCAUGGUCGCUUCGGAUAUGAUGGUGGUUCUCCGAGAGUUCUUUAAAUCAAAGGUGGAAUUCCAGACAAUCCCCUUCUACAUCUUUUCCGAAUCUUAUGGAGGAAAAAUGGCAGCUGCAAUUGCUCUGGAAGUUCAUAAGGCUAUUCAAGCUGGAACAAUCAAGUGCAAUUUUCAUGGAGUAGCCCUUGGUGAUUCAUGGAUUUCUCCUCUAGAUUCUGUGCUUGCUUGGGGGCCUUACCUGUAUAGCACUUCUUUCCUGGAUGAUCAAGGCUUGAAGGAAGUCACUAUUGCUGCCAAGAAGAUCUUGAAUGCAAUGAAUACAGGGGCAUUUAAGCUUGCUACCCUGCUUUGGGAUAAAGCAGAGGAUAUCAUAGAAAAGAACACAAAUGGUGUGAAUUUCUAUAACAUUCUAAAACAUGACUCUUCAAACGACGCAGCUCUUUCGUCUGCUGCAACUGAAACCACCCCAUUUUUAAAAUUGUUCCAGCAUCAUGUACAAAAUCAAAUUAAAGACAAGCUGAAUGACCUGAUGAAUGGGCCCAUCAGAAAGAAGCUGAAAAUAAUUCCAGACCAUGUCAAAUGGGGAGGGCAAUCAGCAGAUGUAUUUAUGAAUAUGGCUGAAGACUUUAUGAAAAAUGCAAUUGAUAUUGUAGACAGCUUGCUGGAUGCCAAUGUGAAUGUCACUGUAUACAAUGGGCAGCUGGAUCUCAUUGUUCCUACAAUAGGGCAAGAAGCUUGGGUCCGGAAGCUAAAAUGGCCCAAACUGAAAGAAUUUAAUGCACUGAAUUGGCAGCCUUUGUACACCUGCCCAGAAUGCAGAGACACGGCUGCUUUUUAUAAAUCCUAUUGUAAUCUGAGCUUCUUCUGGAUCCUGAAGGCUGGCCACAUGGUCCCGGCUGACCAAGGUGACAUGGCACUGAAGAUGCUUAGGAUGGUCACCCAACAAAAGCAGUGACUAAAUUAGAGCCAGCUGGCUUGGCUCUUCUACAAAACAAAAGCAGGUUGUUUGGAAUCUUUUUUUUUUUUUUUUGCACCCUGAAGGCAGAAGGAACAAUGACACCAUUGUGUUUUAAUUUUCUCAGACAUUAUGCAAGGCAUUUUAAGGAGACACGGAUGAAAAUAAUUCACUAUCUCCUGUGGUUACUUCUUUUGUGAAAUGUGAAGAUCCACUUUUGGUUAGCGUAUCCUUAAAUGCUGGAAAAGGAAGAUGUUAAUAAAUCAUGGAUGGGCUUCUU
Molecule: messenger RNA, 1755 nt
Organism: Protobothrops mucrosquamatus (brown spotted pit viper)
Lineage: Eukaryota; Metazoa; Chordata; Lepidosauria; Squamata; Viperidae
Gene: SCPEP1
Product: serine carboxypeptidase 1
Exons: 13
Coding region: 138-1475 (445 amino acids)
Biological process (GO): proteolysis
Molecular function (GO): serine-type carboxypeptidase activity
Source: RefSeq, a predicted model, not a curated record